AUCUCUCUCUCUCGUUUCUUUGUCGAGUCUUAAAGAAUUCAUCGAGUUCAAUUCAAACUCCUCGUGUAUUUGGCCACCUCUUAUUACCCUUUCACUAUUCAGACUUUUCCCAAGAAACAAUCAACCCUUUUUCUUUUUAUAUCCGUGUUUCUUAACCCACUUUCUUCGUAGCCCCCCCGUUAGAAAGAAAGAUCAUCAUAACAGUCCCAAUUUGAGUCCUGAAUCGCAUACCCUGCAUAUUUUCUCUGAUUUCAGAGCUCACCCACUUUCUUCACCAAGAAAAUUCCAACUCCAGCUCUAUCACUCAAUUUUCUGAUCCAAACCUGAAAAACGAGUUUGAAGAUUUGACAGCAGCAAGAGAUGGGCCUUUGUCUAAGCAAAUCAAAAAAUUUGGAUUCAAAUGUUAAUGGCCAUAGAUCAGGUGGUGGUGGUGGUGGAGUGCACUACCAAAAACCCCAAGAGCCACCAAUUCAUUACACCAAAUCCCCUGCUCCGGUGGCGGCAGCGCCACCACAGGCAUCCCCAAGCCCUAGACCAGUUUUAAGGCCAGAUACAAUUCUGGGUAAGCAAUAGAGGAUGUUAAAUCGUUUCUAAUACCUUAGGAAAGAAUUGGGUAGAGGUCAAUUUGGAGUUACCCAUCUUUGUACCCAAAUUUCAACCGGUCAGCAAUAUGCUUGUAAGUCUAUAUCUAAAAGAAAACUAGUUACUAGGAGUGAUAAGGAGGAUAUGAAGAGAGAGAUUCAGAUUAUGCAGCAUUUGAGUGGGCAAGCAAACAUUGUUGAAUUCAAGGGUGCUUAUGAGGACAAACAUUCAGUCCAUCUUGUGAUGGAACUAUGUGCCGGAGGCGAGCUCUUUGAUCGGAUUAUUGCCAAGGGGCAUUAUUCUGAAAAAGCCGCAUCUUCGAUUUGUAGGGCUAUUGUGAAUGUGGUGCAUAUAUGUCAUUUUAUGGGGGUGAUGCAUAGAGACUUGAAGCCCGAGAAUUUCUUGUUGUCUGACAAGAGUGAGAAAGCUCUGUUGAAGGCAACAGAUUUUGGGUUAUCAGUGUUCAUUGAAGAAGGCAAGGUGUAUCGAGACAUAGUUGGGAGUGCUUAUUAUGUUGCUCCUGAAGUCUUACGGCGUAGAUAUGGAAAAGAGAUAGAUAUUUGGAGCGCAGGAGUUAUAUUGUACAUUUUACUUAGUGGUGUACCUCCCUUCUGGGCCGAAACGGAGAAGGGAAUAUUUGAUGCCAUAUUGAAAGGAGAAAUUGACUUUGAUAGUCAACCUUGGCCGUCUAUAUCAAGAAGUGCCAAGGACCUGGUUCGGAGGAUGCUGACACAAGACCCAAAGAAACGAAUUACUUCUACUCAAGUUCUUGAGCAUCCAUGGAUUAGAGAAGGUGGAGAAGCAUCAGAUAAACCAAUCGACAGUGCAGUCCUAUCCAGGAUGAAGCAAUUCAGAGCAAUGAACAAACUCAAGAAACUUGCACUGAAGGUCAUUGCAGAAAAUCUAUCCCAGGACGAAAUACAAGGGCUGAAACAAAUGUUUACAAACAUUGACACCGACAACAGCGGCACAAUUACCUAUGAAGAGCUUAAGACGGGAUUGGCUCGACUUGGGUCGAAGCUCACAGAGGCUGAAGUUAAGCAGCUCAUGGAAGCUGCCGACGUGGAUGGAGAUGGGACAAUUGACUACAUUGAAUUCAUCACUGCUACAAUGCACAGACACAAACUAGAAAGAGAUGAACACCUUUACAAAGCAUUUCAGUAUUUUGAUACGGAUAAUAGCGGGUUUAUUACAAUGGAUGAACUAGAAUCAGCCAUGAAAAAUUAUGGAAUGGGCGACGAAGAUACCAUCAAGGAAAUAAUAUCAGAAGUUGACACUGACAAUGAUGGGAGAAUCAAUUAUGAAGAGUUCUGCGCGAUGAUGAGGAGCGGAACCCAGCAACAGCCUGGCGGCAAGCUCUUCUAGAACUAAUAGCGCUUACCUUUUCCAACUACUCGAGGGGCCAUGAUCAAGCAAUGGCGGCUUCUUCACACAUUUUUUUAUUAACAAAACUCGAGUUUGAAGGUUUUUACUUGGACACGUAGUGCACGGGUGCUUGUUUGCUCUCUUGUUUUUGGUUUUACCUUUGUGGCUUAGUUACAUUUCGACAAUUCUACGUGGACAGUUAUUUUUUUAUGUUAAAAAAUGUAUUUAUUCUUUGUUUUUUUUUUUGGGUCAAAACUGUUUGGUGAAGAUAAAGAAUUGGAGAUUUGUUUUGUGUUUGCAAUGUUAAAGGUUCAUAAAAUACUAUGGAA
Molecule: messenger RNA, 2276 nt
Organism: Camellia sinensis
Lineage: Eukaryota; Viridiplantae; Streptophyta; Magnoliopsida; Ericales; Theaceae
Product: calcium-dependent protein kinase 2
Biological process (GO): protein phosphorylation
Molecular function (GO): calcium ion binding; protein kinase activity; ATP binding
Source: RefSeq, a predicted model, not a curated record